AUGCGUAAAUUAGAUCGUAUUUUGGGAAAUUCAGCUUUCAUUGCUAGAUUUGGGGACGCCUCGGUUUUCUUUGAACCAAGGGGGAUCUCAGAUCAUUCUCCGSGAAUUCUUUCCUUCAAAGUUGGUAGGCGACUUCGUCAACGUGGUUUCAAAUUUGAUAAUUUUGUGACUUCUCAUGUGGACUUCCUUAAGUCCGUGGAGGGGGUGUGGAUGAAGCCUCAGAGAGACCCGUUUAAUGAUUUGCUGAAAGAGGACAUUGCUCACCUCUUGUUAGCAUAUCAAAAAGCUAGAAAUGAUCAAGUGGAAAUGGUUCGACAAAAAGCAAAGAUUUCUUGGCUUAAUGAAGGGGAUGGAAACUCAAAGUUCUUCUUUCAUGCUAUGAGAGAGAAGCGUAAUAGGAGCCAUAUUGCUACUAUUAUGGAUUCUUUUGGUACUGUUUUUGAACAUCACGAUGUUCCAAAAGCUUUUGUUAAUCAUUUUGAAGGUAUUCUGGGUACUUCUAAUAUGUUGGUUCGUCCUUCUAUGGUGGAUUGUUCUUUUGUUCACUCUUUAUCGUUAUCGGACUCUCUGCAUUUAAUCAGACCUAUUACAGAUAUGGAAAUACAGACUGCUCUGUUCGAUAUUGGGAAUGACAAGGCUCCUGGACCUGAUGGGUUCUCGUCAAAGUUCUUUAAAGCGGCUUGGAGUGUGGUUGGUAGGGAUGUUCUUAUUGCGGUACAUAAUUUUUUCUACUUUGGAAAUUUAGAUAAAAUUAUUGCUGAUCGGAUAAAAGGCUCAUUGGAUGUUCUUAUUAGCAAGGCUCAAUCUGCGUUCAUCCCUGGACGACAGAUAACUGAUAAUAUUUUAAUGGCGCAUGAGCUUGUAGCUGGCUAUCAAAAACCUCAAGGGGAGCCAAAGUGUGCGUUUAAGAUUGAUAUUCGGAAAGCUUAUGAUACAGUUGACUGGUAG
Cynara cardunculus var. scolymus (artichoke) is the source of this 948-nucleotide messenger RNA. RefSeq lists its product as uncharacterized. The transcript is spliced from 3 exons. The coding region runs from base 1 to 948 and encodes 315 amino acids. NCBI's taxonomy places the organism in Eukaryota, Viridiplantae, Streptophyta, Magnoliopsida, Asterales, Asteraceae. The record is from RefSeq and is a predicted model, not a curated record.